AAGUUGUAAGAUCUAAUUCCCUAGAUUCUAGGGCAUCGACAUGAUCUUAUUAGGGACAUGAAACAGAUCUGACAUUCAGUUGUAUAUCGCGUUGAAAAUUCAGUGCAGUAACAGCUAGCCUUAAAUGCCAAUUUCUUCACGAAAUUACGAACAAGUUAAUUUCGACGUAAAAUAUGCGAAGAAAGAAAGUUAAUGCUUCAGUUACCCGGGCAUAAUUACGAAAGUUCACGAGCUAACCUUCUAAAUUAGUUUUUUUUUUUUCAGAUGAAAAUUUGUUCAAUUUAUGGGUAGUCAAAUGCCAACACCGCGUAGCGUUGAAACAGCAGAACUAAUCGGUAUUUUCGUCAUUGCUGCGUAUUAUUGUUUACACUUUGUACCUUUUUAACCAAGUGGUAUAGUAGCGACGUCGAUAAAGGAAAUAGAGAAGAAAACAAACAAUUAUUAUACAUAAAAAAUUAAAUAAAUAUUGUAAUAUUAUUAAUUAAAAGAAGUAAACCUCUAUGUAUUUACGCAUGGUGUUAACAUGCAAAUAUAAGUAUCUUGGAUUGGAAUUAAAAACAUAAAAUGGAAAAAUCCAAUAGAUGACAGCACUCCGUGCAAAGCGCGCGCGCGCGCUUCUUUUUUACCGACUGAAUUAGAGAUUAAAAGAAAAGGAGGAAGAGGAAUAAACGGUGGCAAAAAUACGAGAAAUUUGAAAUCAAUUGGAGAACCAAGUAUUCGGCAAAAUCUACGGCAGAACCUUAUUAUUAUUUAAUUUAUGUACAUUUUACGUAAGUAAAUAUUGUGUGUUUUUGUUACGACAUUCGAUCCUUUUUUAAGAAAUUAAGAACAUUUCAUUUUGGUAAUACGUCAGAAUAAUCGACUGAUCGUUUCCCCUAGAUUUUGAUCACGUGGUUUCAUUUCGAUAUAUGUAUAUAUCUCUCGACUUAUUGAAUCGAAUAGUGCAUAGAGUAAAGACUAUAGAAUAUAGUAUAUAUAUAUUGUAUAUAGCAUAUAGAAUAUAGAAUAUUAAGUAUUAAUUUGAUUAUUAUUACAAAUGCAUAAUUAUAUCAAAAUUGCGAAUUGAAUACUGAGUCUAAUGAUGUUUUCUUGAUAUAUGUAUGUAUCUUUCGUUCAAAUGAAAUCCUUGAUACUCCAAGAUGACUUAUACGUGAUUUGUCAUGCAAAUUUUAUCAGUAACGGCGCAAAUGUGUACAGAGUAAUUUGUCAGUUACUCGAUUAUUCGAGUACUGUAUCAGUUUUGCGAAGGUAUAAAUGGAUUCGACGGACGAUGACAUGUUUGUGCUUAGUGACGAGGAGCUGCCCAUCUCUACUCCGAAAUGCAAUCCUAUAGAGGAACAUUUGACGAGAGCAUCGUCGGACGUGCGAACUCGAAUCGAGAGAGCAACGAACGACAUCAAAGAAGUUCAGGAUAUGACGAGACGUAUUCUGGAAUCCCUGUAUAAACAAGCUCGAUACGGAGAGGAUGUGACUUCGGACUCCGACAGUGACUUGUACACAAUAAAUGGACAACUGGUUGUGAAGAAGAAGAAAUAUGAAGUUAGUAAGCUCCCUCAUGAAUUUUUGGUAAUAAACAGCAAUUGGAAAUACGUUUUCACUGAUAAAUGGGUUAUCGGAGUUGAGCUGACCAACAGUUCAAACAAAAAAAUAAACAAUCCUCAGAUCUACGUAUCUUUCAAAGAGGACGACGACAAUCUUCGUGGCAUGUCGACGUUUUGGAAAUUAGAGAACGAAAUAUUUUCAUACCAGACUAAUGAGAUUUACCCUUCUGGCCAAGUCGUUGCUACCGUCGUUCUCGAUUUACCAAAAUUCGACGAGAGGCCAUUUUACGAUAUUUACGGCACAAUUGUAUACGAAGUUGAGGAGAGAGAAUAUCAAAUUUCAGUGCCCGUUAUCCGUCUUAAAAUCGACGACACCAUCGACAGCGGUUACCAAGUCAAAUUUCUGAACCACGUUGAUCCAACAAGGAUGAAAGAUGUGCACGUGAUUUCGCCAAUGAUCCUGGCUUUAAGAAGCACGUCGAUAGAGAAGAACGUCGACAUACAGAUGAAAAGAGAUCCUGAAAGAAAGAAACACUUUCUGAAGUUUCUGAAAAAGUAUUCUUUUCAAGAAAUCCACACAAAUGUUCACUUUGUACAGACAACUGGCUGCCUGAUGCAUUGUUUGAUUGAAAUACUGCCGAUUUCCCCUGUCGAAAAGGAAGAAAAACUGAGGAUUUCUUCAAGGUUCAACUGGAAAUGUCACAAUUUUUAAAAAUUCUUACAUUAUUUCUUUUAUUAACGCAGAAACUUACGCAUUAAUACGUAAUAAUAAU
This is a messenger RNA of Frieseomelitta varia, 2314 nucleotides long. RefSeq lists its product as uncharacterized. The record is from RefSeq and is a predicted model, not a curated record. Lineage: Eukaryota; Metazoa; Arthropoda; Insecta; Hymenoptera; Apidae. The transcript has 3 exons. The coding region runs from base 1255 to 2253 and encodes 332 amino acids.